This is a messenger RNA of Falco peregrinus (peregrine falcon), 1397 nucleotides long. RefSeq names its product acidic mammalian chitinase. Gene Ontology annotation, biological process: chitin catabolic process; carbohydrate metabolic process. Gene Ontology annotation, molecular function: chitin binding; chitinase activity. The record is from RefSeq and is a predicted model, not a curated record. NCBI's taxonomy places the organism in Eukaryota, Metazoa, Chordata, Aves, Falconiformes, Falconidae. Gene Ontology annotation, cellular component: extracellular region. Bases 89 to 1243 code for a protein of 384 amino acids. The transcript is spliced from 11 exons.
GUUCAUCUUUGUUGAUGCAAGACUGGUGUGAAGUGUGGGAAGUGUAUAAAAGUGAGAAACAGUCUGCAGCAGAUCAGUUGUGGUCAAGAUGGCCAAGCUCACUCUGCUUACCGGUCUGGUCCUCCUGCUGAAUGCCCAGAUAGGCACUGCCUAUGUGCUAUCAUGUUACUUCACCAACUGGGCCCAGUAUAGGCCUGGCCUUGGAAGAUUCAUGCCUGACAACAUUGACCCGUACCUGUGCAACCACCUGAUCUACGCCUUUGCUGGGAUGUCCAACAAUCAGAUCACGACUUAUGAAUGGAACGAUGAGACCCUUUACAGAUCCUUCAACGGCUUGAAGAACCAGAACAGUAAUCUGAAGACCCUCCUGUCGGUUGGAGGAUGGAAUUUUGGGACACAGAAGUUCUCCACAAUGGUUUCCACUCCACAGAACCGCCAGACCUUCAUCAAUUCCGUCAUCAGAUUCCUACGCCAGUAUCAAUUCGAUGGACUGGACAUUGACUGGGAGUACCCUGGGUCCAGGGGCAGCCCAGCCCAGGACAAGACUCUCUUUACCGUCCUGAUUAAGGAAAUGCUGGCAGCCUUUGAGCAGGAAGCCGCCCAGGUCAACAAGCCCCGUCUCAUGAUCACCGCGGCUGUUGCUGCAGGAAUUUCCAACAUUCAGGCUGGCUACGAGAUUCCCGAGAUUGGACAGUACUUGGACUACAUCCAUGUGAUGACCUACGACUUCUAUGGCUCCUGGGAAGGAUACACUGGGGAGAACAGCCCUCUGUAUGGUGGCAGUAAUAUCGACCUCAGUGUUGAAUAUGCUAUGAACUACUGGAAGAACAAUGGUGCUCCAGCUCAGAAGCUCCUUGUUGGAUUCCCAACCUAUGGACAUAACUUCAACCUUCAAAACCCAUCUAACACUGCUGUUGGGGCACCAGCAUCAGGACCUGGGCCAGCUGGACCUUACACAAGGCAGGCUGGGCUUUUGGCUUACUAUGAGAUCUGCACAUUCCUGGGCUCUGGAGCCACCCAGGCUUGGGAUGCCCCCCAGGAUGUGCCCUAUGCCUACAAGGGCAGCGAAUGGGUUGGCUAUGAUAACAUCAAGAGCUUCAGCAUCAAGGUUGACUGGUUAAAGAACAACAACUUUGGAGGUGCUAUGGUUUGGGCCCUUGAUAUGGAUGACUUCACUGGCUCUUUUUGCAAUCAGGGCAAAUAUCCCCUGAUCACCACCCUGAGUAACGGCCUUGGUCUGUAAAGCUGUGAAUCGCCACGAUGAUCUUGCCUAUAAUACCAGCUGCUCCUGCUACAAUUGGCCACGAAGAUACUAGUCCUAUUACAGCUAACAGACCCGUCUGAUCUUAUUGCCUAGAAUAACAAUGAUUAAAUAAAGUGUUCUUCAUAAGCAACAA